This is a messenger RNA of Periophthalmus magnuspinnatus, 1980 nucleotides long. It is a transcript of the gene glyctk, whose product is annotated as glycerate kinase. Gene Ontology annotation, cellular component: cytoplasm. The coding region runs from base 354 to 1925 and encodes 523 amino acids. The record is from RefSeq and is a predicted model, not a curated record. Gene Ontology annotation, molecular function: glycerate kinase activity. The transcript has 4 exons. Lineage: Eukaryota; Metazoa; Chordata; Actinopteri; Gobiiformes; Gobiidae. Gene Ontology annotation, biological process: protein phosphorylation.
UGUGGUGCUGGACACAGUGUUAGUUUCCAUUUUCUUUUUUCAGUCUUCGCAGGUAGGCUGUAGAACUGGCUGUAUAUGCACACUGUAAAUCUUCUAUUUACAUAAUAUUGAAUCCCAUUGAAAAAGACUUCACUUUGGUGUAAGGUUGUGCAAUUUUGAAAUGGUCUUUGAAUGUGUAUUUGUUACUUGAAAUAUUUCAUUAACAUUUAAACAAUUAUAUGUUUGUAGUUUUUUCUUUAUUUCAAAAUAUAAAUUGAAUACAUUGACAACAAAAGUGAAAUCAGUUAAUAUAUUGUUAUAAUUGUAUUGUCUUAAUUUUCCUAGGCAGUUCCAGCUCAGACUUAGUAACUCUGAUGGCGCGUGUUCUGUCUUUUUUCCGGCCAAAGCCACUACUUGCUCUUGUUGAAAGGAGAAAACCUCUAUUCUCUAAAAUGUCACUGGACUCUAGAGCACGAGAGGUGUUUGCAACAGCUGUGAGGGCUGUGCAACCAGACACUGUGGUGCGCCAGAGUAUAGAGCGUGAAGAAGAUGUAAUUACUAUUGAUGGACACAAACUAAGACUGAAAAAUAAUCUGCACUUAGUUGGUUUUGGAAAAGCUGUGUUGGGAAUGGCUGCUGAGGCAGAGAGGAUUUUGUCUGAUCAUUUAGUCAAAGGAGUCAUAAGUGUACCUCAUGGCAUCCAGGAGAGUCUACGACAACAUGGGAAAAACCAUCUAUUAUUAAAAGAAAACAGUAGUAUUGAAAUCAUUGAAGGAGCCAAACACAAUUUGCCAGAUGGGGAUGCCCAAAAAGCUGCUGAAAAGAUCAAGGAACUUGCUUCGGGACUAACAGAGAAGGACCUGCUGCUCGUACUUAUAUCAGGCGGCGGUUCUGCUCUUUUGCCUUCACCCGUUCCGCCAAUUUCCUUGCAAGAGAAACUGGACGUUACUCGAAGACUGGCAGGCGCUGGAGCCACUAUACAAGAACUGAACACUGUGCGGCGGGCCCUUUCUCUUUUAAAAGGCGGAGGACUUGCUCAUUUUGCUCACCCAGCCCAGGUGGUGGCUCUUAUAUUAUCUGAUGUAAUUGGUGAUCCGCUAGAUUUGAUAGCCAGUGGCCCAACAGUUCAGACAGAAAUAUGGCACGAAGAAGUCUUGUCAGUUCUUGAACGUUAUAAUUUGUUAGACUCUGUACCAGUCUCAGUAAAGGAGGUUCUUGGGAAACCGGGCCCUAGAUGGGAUAAGAAACAAUUAGAAGGUGCACAAGAAGCAUGUGUUAUCAAUGCUGUGAUUGGUUCAAACAGCAUCGCCCUCACCUCGGCUGGGCGGCGGGCUAGAGAGUUAGGAUUUCGCCCUGUUGUCCUGUUUCUAGGAGUGAGUGGGGAUGUGAAACUUGUCUCUCGUCUUUACGGUCUGCUAGCUCAGUUUGCUUGCUCGCAAAAAGAGCCUCCUCCAGAGAUAGCUGCAGAAUUGCUACGACUAGGCCCUGAUGUUGGAGUUGAGACCUGGGAUUUAUGUCGUACGAUGAAGGUUUUGGAUGAGAGUAGAUCAGAAGGAUGGGGGGCCACGUGUCUUUUAGCUGGAGGUGAACCCACAGUAGAACUAAAAGGCAAAGGAAAAGGAGGGCGUAACCAGGAGUUGGCAUUGCGAGUGGCAGUGGAGUUACAAGGCAUGGAUCUCCCACCAAAAGGCCCGGUAUUUUUGAGUGGUGGGACUGAUGGACAGGAUGGACCAACAGAAGCAGCAGGAGCAGUAACUGAUGCAGGUUUAUGUGAAGAGGCUACAACACAGGGGCUGGACAUAAACGGCUUCCUUGACAACAAUGAUUCUUUCACUUUCUUCUCUAAACUGUCAUCUGGACAGCGCUUACUAGUGCCAGGUCUAACUUGUACCAAUGUAAUGGAUGUACAUGUGCUACUUAUUCCAUCACCUCCUAUUAACAUUUAAUAAACAACUGACAUUUCAACUCACUAUACUGUAUUGGAAUCACAGCCUAUGAUGU